Molossus molossus (Pallas's mastiff bat) is the source of this 1319-nucleotide messenger RNA. It is a transcript of the gene OSR1, whose product is annotated as odd-skipped related transcription factor 1. The coding region runs from base 94 to 897 and encodes 267 amino acids. Gene Ontology annotation, cellular component: nucleus. Gene Ontology annotation, biological process: embryo development; regulation of transcription by RNA polymerase II; urogenital system development. The record is from RefSeq and is a predicted model, not a curated record. NCBI's taxonomy places the organism in Eukaryota, Metazoa, Chordata, Mammalia, Chiroptera, Molossidae. The transcript is spliced from 3 exons. Gene Ontology annotation, molecular function: DNA-binding transcription factor activity, RNA polymerase II-specific; RNA polymerase II transcription regulatory region sequence-specific DNA binding.
CCGGGUCCCCCGCAGCGGGAGCCCCAGAGACACGCUCAGCCCCGGACCGCCGCGGAACAAGAUCCAGAUUGAGAAUCCACCACAACUACCACAAUGGGCAGCAAAACCUUGCCCGCGCCAGUGCCCAUCCAUCCCUCCCUGCAGCUCACCAACUACUCCUUCCUUCAGGCAGUCAACGGCCUGCCCACGGUGCCCUCGGACCACCUGCCCAAUCUGUAUGGUUUCAGUGCGCUGCACGCUGUGCACCUGCACCAGUGGACGCUGGGCUACCCGGCCAUGCACCUGCCCAGAUCCUCUUUCUCCAAAGUGCCAGGAGCUGUGUCCAACCUGGUGGACGCCCGCUUCCAGCUGCCUGCCUUUCCCUGGUUCCCUCACGUCAUCCAGCCCAAGCCGGAGAUCACCGCUGGAGGCAGCGGCCCCGCAGCGCUCAAGACCAAGCCGCGCUUUGAUUUUGCAAACCUGGCUUUGGCAGCCACGCAGGAAGAUCCGUCCAAGCUUGGCCGGGGGGAGGGUCCCGGCUCCCCCGCUGGUGGGCUGGGCGCCCUCCUGGAUGUGACCAAGCUGUCCCCAGAAAAGAAGCCCACGAGAGGACGUCUGCCUUCCAAGACCAAGAAGGAGUUCGUCUGCAAGUUUUGUGGCCGCCACUUCACUAAAUCCUACAACCUCCUUAUCCAUGAGAGGACGCACACAGAUGAGCGGCCCUACACCUGUGACAUCUGCCACAAAGCCUUCCGGAGGCAAGACCACCUACGAGACCACAGAUAUAUUCACUCCAAAGAAAAGCCUUUCAAGUGUCAAGAAUGUGGGAAAGGAUUCUGCCAGUCCAGGACUCUCGCUGUCCACAAGACGCUACACUCACAGGUGAAGGAGCUCAAAACCUCCAAGAUCAAAUGCUAAAUGGAGCCUCCUGGUCACCAGGACCCUGGGUCAAGCUGCCUCCUCCUCCACAGGGACCAGAAGCCCAAAGGCGACUCUUUCGGACCGCGGGAGGGGUUCCCGGACCUUCCCUGGUCCCAAACAAUGUCCCCUGGGUCCUGGGCGCAUGCAGAACUACGGAGCCCCGCCCGGGGCCAUGACCCCGCCGCCAGAGCGGCUCCCCCAGGACGAGGCUAAACUCUUGGCCAAAAGGCGGUACUCACGUGGCGCGGAAGGGAAACUGCAUUAAAAAAAAGAAGAAGAAUGAAAGCUCUCCGUGGAGCCGCAGAGGCGCCUCUCCCAGAAGUAUUACUUUUUCUAUUGUUAUUUUAUACGUUUUCUUUAUUUUUUUUUCUUUGACCAUAUAAGCUUGUAACUCUGACUGCGGAGAAACGGGGGAGAGG